AUGCAGCUUCGGUCAAGCAGUCUAAAUCACAGCUCCGGCGCAGUAGUCGUGGCCGAGUGGUUAAGGCGAUGGACUGGAAAUUCCAUUGGUGUCUCCCCGCGCAGUCACAGCCAGAAACCUAUACGAAUCGGUGACCUAUCAAUUGACCUGCUGGAAGUUUUACAUAAAAGACAUCCAGGCAAAAACCACACGCCAAUAAACCACAUCUUUGCCAUCGCUUUCAAAGCUGCUAACGGAGAAGAGAUGUACAAAGAAGAGCGCCUUAAACUGAGACUCAGAGAAGAUUCCAGAGUCAUCAAGGAUGAAAGCUCGGAGGCAGACUAUGAGGGAAGAGAAGGAGAAGAGAAAGAAGAGGAGGAAGAAGCAGCUCCAGGAGAAGUACAGCAAGCUCUUGAAGAGAAUGAGAAAGAGGGAGCAGAAGAAGGAGGUCCUGCAGAAGAUCAAGCCCCUGCAGUGGAGGAGAAGAUGGAGGAGCAAUCUCCUGCAGUGGAAGAACAGGCAGGAAUGAAGAGGAAAAGAAAUGAAGAGGAAGAUCCAGCAGCGGAGAAUAAAGAAGAGCGAGUAGAUGGAGAAGAAGCUCCUCCGGAGGUAGAAAGGCUGACCCUCCGAAAACGGCCAAGGAAGGACUACAGAGGAUUUAGCAUUCCACCAGAAGACUCUUCAGACAGUUCUGCUGCCAGCGACGCAACCCUGCUCCUUGCAUGCCUUCUGUGGCUGUUUGUACAUAUUUGUGUGUUUGUGUGUGUCUAUGUGUGUCUGUGAGUGUUUGUCUAUGUUUGUGUGUGUCUGUGUCUAGCCAUGAUCCAGGGUAUAAACCGACUGCCGUUUGAAGGAGUCAGGAAGGAAUUUUUACCCUCAGUUCAAAUUGGCCAAGUGCUGGGGUUUUUUGCCUUCCUCUGGAUCAUCAGCUGUUGAUUAUUGUUGAUGCCCAACAAUAAUUGGAUAUUUAAAUCAAUAAAUCUCCUG
Messenger RNA from Xenopus laevis (African clawed frog), 966 nucleotides. RefSeq names its product cilia- and flagella-associated protein 251-like. The transcript has 4 exons. The record is from RefSeq and is a predicted model, not a curated record. The coding region runs from base 1 to 762 and encodes 253 amino acids. NCBI's taxonomy places the organism in Eukaryota, Metazoa, Chordata, Amphibia, Anura, Pipidae.